AUCUAAUUAUAUAUACAGAAAAAUAAAAUUUAAAGCAAAACGAUAAAGUUAAAACCAAACAUGAAAUAUUUGUUGAUAAUUUCUGCCGCCAUAUUUCUAUUAAUCAAAGGAUCUUUUUGUCGAUUCGGUCCAAAGAAACUUUACACAUUAGAACUUCCAACGAACAUAGUGUCAGUCAAGGUAAUCAACAACCAACUAUACUUCAUUGGUUCUUAUUACAUCGGAGUUAUUGAUAAUGCGCAUUGGAAGUUCAGAGCUAAACGAAGAAUGACGCCACGGUUAGUUAACAGUGACAUCCCGAAUCCAAGAGCUAUUGGUAAAAUACCAGCUCGCACGUUUAGCGGUGGAAACGGCAGAGUGAAUUACUGGGUUGCAUCGUGGGGAACUAAUACGACUGACGGAGCUAUUUCCGUAAUGCAAAGAACUUCGGUGUACAGCACGGUGGUUGGUAUAUCUCUUGACUCUGGUUGGAACUACGAACACACACAGUGGGUGGAUAUGGACUUUGAUGGUUUGAAAGAUUGUUUGACUGCUAGAUAUAGAGGAGGAGGUACAGUCGGUCAGAUGCUAUGGUUUAAGCAACCACCGGGCCAAACGUUGUGGGGACAGAAGAUUAUACAUGAAGGAUUGGCAGACGGAAACUUCAUGGGUUUCAUGUACGAUAGAAAGAAUUAUAUACUGGUUGCUGGAAAUCAAUUCAAUUCACUUGGCUUGUACUGGACGCUAAACCGCAGAAAUAACUGGUCUAUAAGUCGACAAAUUCGUCAAAGGAUUUUAGACAACUAUGGACGUUACUACGACGUGCAGUAUAUAGAUUUAAACAAGGAUGGGAGAAAGGACGUACUGACAACUACUGUUCAAAUCGAAAAUUCCCGUGGUCAAGUAUUAGGUUACGAGAUACCAAGGGAUAUACAGAACGCAGAAUGGACACGUAGAGUUCUCGCUGCAGGUUUUUCUGGUGAUUAUAGUCCUGGACAGGCGAGGGCUUUCUGGCCAAACAAACGAAAACAGAGAAAUGAACGUCCAAGUAUCUUCUUAUCCGGAGGAGGGGGAGGAGAGAUAUUUAUCCUCACUCCUGUUCCUAAGUCAAGGGGUUGGGGGUAUGUGAAGUCAUCGUUGCCUGUUGGAGCUGGGGUGGUCGGAGUUCCCUUUGUUGGAGAUCUUGACAACGAUAAAUAUCCAGAGGUUAUUGUACCUCAAGAAAACAAAGUCCACGUAUAUUCCUAUGAUUACAGCGCAUCAGCCGCCGCACCACCUCGGCGAGAGACACCUGCCCGUGCUAUAGUUCGACCUGUGGUUCCAUACAGGAACCCAUACGCCCGUGGUACAAGACCCCCGCCCACCCUGCUAUACCGGCAGAUCAACCCCCUGUAGGACCUAACCCAGAUACUAUCAGAACCCCAGAUCCUGCACCAAACCAACCAAUACCAGGAUUACCACGACUCCCAGUAGCCAACCCACCACCUCUCAACCCUGUAGUUCCACAAAGCGGAAUCAACGUUAACCCAGCACCAAGCAUACCAAGAUACAAUCCAAUAGCGCCAGCCGCUCCCGCACAAACAGCCCCAGCCCUCCCUAACCCCCUCCCAC
Molecule: messenger RNA, 1590 nt
Organism: Ciona intestinalis (vase tunicate)
Lineage: Eukaryota; Metazoa; Chordata; Ascidiacea; Phlebobranchia; Cionidae
Source: RefSeq, a predicted model, not a curated record